AUGACAAAACCAAAAUCAAGGACAUCAUACCGAUACGCAGACGCAAGGAGAAGCCGCAAGGGAGUUGGUAGUCGCAAGAAGACAAGGAGAGGUCGUAAUGCUUCUCGGAACUCAAAACACAUCCCUAUAUCGGAUGUCGAUGGUGCCUCCGCUCCUCUCGAUCCUUCUUUACUUUAUGACGAUGUUGUUCCUCGAGAGGAAAGAUCGUACACGGACAUUUAUACUGAUCUUGACGUCGAAGAGUCACUAGACAUAGUGGCACCUAGAGUGGGAAGGCUUACCCCUCCACCAGAGCUCGCUGAUCCACAACUACCAACACCAAGUCAACCUCUACUGACGCAGAGUGAGCUUACGAGACAGUCUGCGCCACGAUCGCCCUCUCCCUCACCGCGAUCGCGCACUCCUUCGCCUCCACCGGAUACUAAUAUAGCAAGUCCGACGCCUACGCCUACACCGAGAAGGAUAACACCAAUAUUUGUUGCCCCUCCUAAUCGAUCUCCUACCGCUCAGGCAGCUAUUAAGAGAAAGAUACUAGAACGGAUACCUAAAGCGACGUUUAGAAGUAUUGAACAAGACGUUGAUGAAAGGCCAUUCAUUCGACCCGAGGGUCAUUAUGUUAAACAUGAGGAGCCAACAGAGAUGGAUCUUGCAGCGAGAGUUGAAUAUGAUAUGGAUGAGCAGGACGAUUACUGGUUACAAGAAAUAAAUGAAGCUAGAAAAGCAAUGGAUCUCGGAGAAGUUACUCACAACACUUUUGAGGCCUAUAUCGACCGGUUAGAAAAAGAGUGGUUUGAGGCAACAAAGAAUGCACCAAAGUCACCCGCUAAAUCAUUAUUAGCAGAAGAGAGUGUAUGUUCAAUUUGUGAAGAAAGCGAUGCUGAAAAUAGUAAUGCCAUUGUGUUCUGCGAUGGAUGUAAUUUAGCUGUGCACCAAGAUUGUUAUGGAAUACCAUAUAUACCAGAAGGUCAAUGGUUAUGUCGAAAGUGCAUGGUAUCUCCUGAAAGUCCGGUGUCAUGUGUAUUCUGUCCAAACGAAGGCGGCGCCUUUAAACAGACCACAUCUAAUCAAUGGGCACAUUUACUUUGCGCUUUGUAUAUACCCGAAGUCUUAGUCACAAACACUGUAUAUAUGGAACCAAUCGAUAACGUACAUGCUGUGCCAAAAGCGCGCUGGCUACUAACAUGCUACAUAUGUAAGAUAAAGAUGGGCGCUUGCAUCCAGUGUGAAGAUCCGAAAUGUUUUGCAGCGUUUCAUGUUACAUGCGGACGCAAAGCCAAAUUCUAUAUUAAGCAUAAGUCACCCUACAAUGAACCGGAUCAACUUGGCAGACACUGGGCGUUCUGUCAUAAACAUGGUCCUGCUGAGUAUAGAACAGAAAAUAAAGUCGAAGAACAUCUUGAAGCAGUGAUUAAAUCUUUCGCCGAACUUCGUGGUCGUAAAUCUCGUAAGCCAGUCGAAGAUGAUGAGUAUAUACCUGGAAACCAUUAUUUCGCCUCUUCAGAUGAUGACAGUGACGCCACAUAUGAACCCGAAGCCAGUGACAGUGGAUAUGAUAAUCGGAAUUCAUCCGAAUCUGACGCAGAAGGUGGAAGCGGAGGGGAAGAAAAAACUUCUACACGCCGCGCUAAUAUGUCUACCAAGAAUAAUAAUCCCGAGCAGUUGGUAUUUGUUGAUGAGAGUCUUGAUCCUAAGGCAGCAAGAGCGUAUAAUUGGUCGUAUUCGACUACAACUUACGAAGUGCCAGCGAAUAUACAGGCGUUACUGGUGACUUUAUUGAAUAAACAAAAAGGUUCGUUGAAGAAGGUGAAAGAGCUUGCGAGGGAUAUAAGCGCUUAUUGGUCUUUGAAGAGACGUAGUCGACGUGGAGCUCCUCUUCUUAAGAGAUUACAUUUAGAGCCAUGGACGGCAUCUGCGUCCGCACUCAAACAGUCAGAAGCAGAAAGAGCAAAGAAAUACCAAUCAAUGCGCUAUCUCCGUACUGAUCUAGAAAAAGUGAGGUUAUUAGCUGAUUUGGUAGCAAGGCGAGAGAAAUUCAAACUGCGUCGAAUAAAGGUCGUGAGAGACUAUUUGGAAAUAUCAUUCUUCCCAUUAUAUCACUUACAACGAGAAGCACUAUCAAAGAUAGAGGCAUACGAUGAUGAUGGAUUUUUCGCAAGACCAGUAACAUUGGAAGAGGCACCUGACUAUUUUGAUAUUAUUAAGCAUCCCAUGGACUUUGGAACAAUGAGACAAAAAAUAGACGGUCAUAUAUACAACAAUAUGGAGGAAUUUAAGCAAGAUAUAAACUUGAUAUUUGAAAAUGCUAUGACAUAUAAUGCAGCCAAUACUAAAUACUAUCGAUCGGCCCGAAGUAUACGUAUAAAAGCAAAGGACAUUUUAGAUAAAGCAGAAUCCGAUUAUGCCAGCCUACAAUUCAUUCCGAAUACACAAAUAUUGAAAUACAGCAUAAGGCCUGAAAUAGCAAGUGAUGUUCUCGGUCCGCUACGUCCGCCGUCGCCCGAACCAGGACUAAUUGAAAAACAAUCCGAGCCUAUUGAGCCACCAAAACCUAAACGACGUCGAGUUAACGCAUCCGCGUCGCAUAUACAUCCAGCGGUAUCUCCUCGUACUACAAGAUCACAAUCACGCCUAGCUGCGGAGCAAGCGGAAAUAGCAUCAGCACAGGCCGCUGGCAAUGAAGAGAAACGUCUGCCUAAAGGUUGGGUUUAUCUCUCCGAGGAAGAGUCUAGUGACAAGGAGGCAGAGGCAGUAUCAUCUGCUUCAUUAGAUGGUGUUAGCGAUAUGGAUAUCGUUGUUUCGGAUACGAAACAUCAGGCCAUCGAUAUGAAAGUGAACUCAGAUGCUACGGAUGCUAUUGUAGAAAACGUUAAUGAUUCAAGCGAGAGAUAUCCAGUUGGAACGCUUGUAUGGGCAAAGAUGACUGGGUUUCCUUGGUACCCAGCUGAGGUUGUUGAUCCUGACAGCAUAGAAAUAACACCGGAGAUCCUUGCUGAUAGGACAUCACGGGAUGAGUAUCUAGUUAACUUUUUCGACGAGAAGAAAGGAAGAAAAGGACGUCCACGAUCAUGGAAAUGGAUGCCUCCUUCAAAACUGACUCUUCUUAGUGUUGAUACCGAGGCAGAUUUAGCCAAGUUACGUGACAAAAAUAUGUCUCCGGCAAUGAAAAAGGAUAUUCCCCUUGCAUAUGCUGCAGCAUGUGCUGCUGGUAACGUCACUCCUGUCGCGCUGGAGACUUAUAAUGCUUCUCCAAAGCUAUCCGGUCGCACUCUAUCUCGUCGAUAG
Paraglomus occultum is the source of this 3282-nucleotide messenger RNA. NCBI's taxonomy places the organism in Eukaryota, Fungi, Glomeromycota, Glomeromycetes, Paraglomerales, Paraglomeraceae. The record is from the annotation of a GenBank genome assembly.